GUCGUCGUCAUGGCCAAUCACGACAACGGCCAUGUUCCUAUACGAUUCGUUUCAUUGGGAAUGGUGAUUUUGGACGAGCUACGCCUGCCAGGAGGGAGAGUUCUGUACGAUGUGCUGGGAGGAUCGUGCUCGUAUAGCACAAUUGGAGCCUGUAUAGCAGUCGAUGGCGAUGCUGGACAGGUCGGCUGUCUGGUUCUCGCCGGCCAAGACUUCCCCAUCAAUGCAGAAGAGCAGAUACGCGGCUGGAGAUUGAGCUUGACGAUUCGAAAAGCACCAGAACGCGAGUCGAUGAGGGGAAAGCUCGAGUAUCAUGAUGAUGACUUUUCCAAAAAGACGUUUGGGUAUUUGACGCCUCCUUUGCAGCCGACUCCGGCCGACUUACCUUUUGAAUUGCUCAAUUCGACUGCGUUCCAUUUCCUGGCGAGUCCGGAACUCGUCACGCAACAAAUUACAGAUCUGUUACGAAUUCGUCAGGAGCAUGGAAUCACUGCCAAGCCCUUGCUGAUAUGGGAGCCCUCUCCUCUCUCGUGCCGACCCAAUAGCCUUGCUGCGCACGUGGAAGCCAGUCAGCUGGUCGAUGUGUUCUCGCCGAACCAUCUGGAGCUGGAAGCACUACUGGGUCGACUGCAAUCACAAGGAUCACAAGCGCCAUCGGAGACGGGGAGAGAACACAUUCAAAGUUGCACGGCCGCAUUCAUGACAGAUGCAUCAGCAAGUGCGGCGAUAGAGCAGCUUUGCAUCGUUCGAGCAGGCGAGUAUGGUGCGUUGAUUGCCACGAGGACGGAGAACGCGGCGGGCGCAGAGCAAAUCGACAUGACCUGGGUGGAUGCAUUCUACUCGGUGGACGAGAAGGAUCGGAUAGUGGACGCUACGGGGGCCGGCAAUGCGUUUCUAGGGGCAUUGGCAAUAGAGCUGCAACAGAACGGGGGCGAUGCAGUGGAGGCUUCCGUGAAAGCGAGCGUGGCGAGCAGCUUCGUGGUCGAGCAAGUAGGCCUUCCGGUCCUGUGUGGAGAUCCGGGCGCUGAAACUUGGAAUGGGAUAUCCGUGGGCUCGCGAAUGGAGGAGUAUGAACGCAAGACGCGUCCGGCCUUGACCUGA
This is a messenger RNA of Sphaerulina musiva SO2202, 1098 nucleotides long. Its product is annotated as Ribokinase-like protein. The coding region runs from base 10 to 1098 and encodes 362 amino acids. The record is from RefSeq and is a predicted model, not a curated record. The transcript is spliced from 2 exons. NCBI's taxonomy places the organism in Eukaryota, Fungi, Ascomycota, Dothideomycetes, Mycosphaerellales, Mycosphaerellaceae.